Molecule: messenger RNA, 657 nt
Organism: Helobdella robusta
Lineage: Eukaryota; Metazoa; Annelida; Clitellata; Rhynchobdellida; Glossiphoniidae
Exons: 4
Coding region: 1-657 (218 amino acids)
Source: RefSeq, a predicted model, not a curated record
AUGACCUUUAGAUUCACGAAAGGUGAUUGGCCGGACACUCACGCCGACCGCAUAGCAGUGGCCUUCAAACCGGAAACAAAGAUCAAAAUGUCGGUAAAGGAAGAAGAUGAGGAAGAAAAAAAUAGAGAUGCUACUAUUUUUAGAAUGGAAAGUGGAAGCAGUGCGGAUUUUAUUGAAAUAUACUUGACGAAGAACAACAGCGUAUGUGCUCUGUACGACGUCGGCAUGGGCAAAAAACUCUUGACUUCCGGCUGGAGCUAUGGUGACGUCAUCAUCGCUCAAAGAUAUCACGUGAUCAAGUUUCAAAGGUCGGGAGCCAAUGCCAGUUUGCAGGUUGACGAUGGGAAUGUGUCCAGUUACAACACCAGCGGUCUAGUCGUGAACGGGUUGAACGUUUUUGAACUGGCUUCAAAGAACCACCCGCAAGUACGUAUUGAAGGCAAAGGUGUUCGACUGGCAAGUGAGAUGAAACAAAACAGACCUGCCGAGUUCGAACUCUGUCGGCACAUAACUCAAACGCCUCGUAUGAAUAACGCAAACUUGCAGUACAUGUAUGUAGGCAGUCUUGGUGUGAUCAUGGUGAAACUGUUAUGUGAGUCAAUGAUAACAUUGCAACGAAGUAAGAAUGGAUGGAUGAUAUGCAAUCCUCAGAGCUGA